Molecule: messenger RNA, 723 nt
Organism: Morchella importuna
Lineage: Eukaryota; Fungi; Ascomycota; Pezizomycetes; Pezizales; Morchellaceae
Exons: 2
Coding region: 1-723 (240 amino acids)
Biological process (GO): spliceosomal complex assembly
Cellular component (GO): U2-type prespliceosome; U2 snRNP; nucleus
Molecular function (GO): nucleic acid binding; zinc ion binding
Source: RefSeq, a predicted model, not a curated record
AUGGCAUACGAAGGCCGUGUCGGCUCCCGCUUCGGCGGCGGCGGUGUCGCCUCGCACUCCGCCUCCAACCAGGACCGCCGCGAGCGUCUCCGCAAGCUCGCACUUGAGACCAUUGACCUCGACAAAGACCCCUACUUCUUCAAGAACCACGUCGGCUCCUUCGAAUGCCGCCUCUGCCUGACCGUACACCAAAACGACGGCUCCUACCUCGCGCACACCCAAGGCCGCAAGCACCAAACCAACCUCGCCCGCCGCGCCGCGCGCGAAGCCAAAGAAGGCCGCAACCUCGACCCCAUCACGGGCCUCCCGCAAGGCAUGAUCGGCCAGCAGCUCAUCGCGCCGCGCAAGAACCUCAUCAAGAUCGGGCGGCCCGGCUACAAGAUCACCAAGCUGCGCGACCCCGUGACGCGGCAGCUGGGCCUGCUCUUCCAGCUGCAGUACCCCGAGAUCGGCACGGAGAUUAAACCAAGGUACCGCUUCAUGUCGGCGUUUGAGCAGCGCGUGGAGGUGCCCGCGGAUAAGAAUUUUCAGUAUCUGCUUGUGGCGGCGGAGCCGUAUGAGACGGUUAGCUUUAAGUUGCAGGCGAGAGAGGUGGAUAGGAGUCCCGGGAGGUUUUGGACGCAUUUUGAUGCGGAUAGCAAGGAGUUCUUUUUGCAGCUGUUUUUUAAGACGGAGAGGGAGGAGCGGUAUGCGGGGGUGCCGGGGCUGGCGCCGAGGAGUUAG